AUGGCGCCCGUGGGUUCAGGGAACACACAAAACUCGCCGAAAAAAAAAUAAAUUCAAACGGUCUAAAAUUAGCGGGGAACCAUUUCUGGUAAGUACACAAAUAUACGUCGACACACAAAAUAUAUUUUCUGACUACAGUACUCCAAUAUAAAAUAUAUUUGCAUUAUCCUUUGCUGUGUUUUUGGUCCAAACAAUGGAUAUGGAACAAUGCACAAUUAAGGUGUAAUUUGUUGAAGUUGGCAAACAAGAACCAACAUUUGCAUUCGGAUGCAUCGAAGUUUAUCGUCGGAAAAUAUAACAAAGACCCAAAAGAAGUAUCAAAAAUAUUCGAAGAUAUUGUAAGAAACAUUCGUCCAAAAACAAAAAACUACAGAUUCGAUUGGAAACCAUACAUAUCCGUGAGUGAAAACUUCAACAAAAAAAAACAACAACAACAGCAAAGUUUUUUUUUAUAGAAACUACAAAAGAUCCAAGAAUUACCACUCUUAGCAGUUCUCCGAAAACAAAAAAUGACAAUUGAGAACAGGAAUACCUUCAUCCUCUAUCGCCAACAAAUCCAAGAUGAUUUGGAAGAGAUGUGGAUUGAGUGAGUUUUUUUCAACACUAUUUUUACAUAAAGGUUUUUUUGCAGAGAGCUGAACAAAACGUAUUUGUACAAUUUUGAUUGUGCGAAACUCGAGAAACAUAGGGAAGACUUUGUUGAGGAAUACAGAAGAACCCACGUUUGA
This is a messenger RNA of Caenorhabditis angaria, 728 nucleotides long. The record is from the annotation of a GenBank genome assembly. Lineage: Eukaryota; Metazoa; Nematoda; Chromadorea; Rhabditida; Rhabditidae.